AUGAAUCAAAUGGGCAACUUCAGGGUUAUACGAGGGAGGGAAGGUUUGCAAUUACUCCGCUCGGCCGCACUUGACGCCGCAGCGUACAAGCAGUACAAGCUGAUAAUAGCCUCGAUUUCUGUAAUGCGAUUAUCUAGUGCGGUUGUAAUCGCACUUUUUGCCGAGCGUCCGAUGUCGCGCGAACGGGCGCUAGCGAGCCGGGUUCGUUUCCGGCGAAACGGAAGCGAGCGCGGCGCAGGAAAUGCGCGAGAUUGGGCGAAAAUCGUCGACGCCCGCGCCCCGCGCCCGCCGGCGAUCGAUUGGCAA
Messenger RNA from Iphiclides podalirius (scarce swallowtail), 306 nucleotides. NCBI's taxonomy places the organism in Eukaryota, Metazoa, Arthropoda, Insecta, Lepidoptera, Papilionidae. The record is from the annotation of a GenBank genome assembly.